AUUAUAUUUGGACUAAUAUGGACAAUUUUGUUAAGUUUAUUUACAGCCAAGAUAAUUAGAUGACAAGACAAUCCAUUCCAGCGUGUCUUUUGAACAGGAUUGUAACCUGUAGCUUUGAAAUCACCAUGGCUAUGGCUUUGUUUACACAAGCAGACAAAUUCUGAUAUUUUUGCCAAACUAUUGGGAAAAGACGUGAUUUGAAUGGUCAAAAGACCAAUAAUUUUUGGGGGGUGGAAAUCUGAAUUUGUCUGUGUAAAUGCAGCUAUUGUGCCAGUAUUGUGGUGUUAAAACUGUGUUUGGGAACAGUGCUAAGGAACAAUCUACAGUUAUGUGUAAAGAAAACAUGUAUUGCAUAAUAUAUGUUACUAAUAACUGAUAUAGAGUAUUAUUUAAUCUGUUGUAGGUUUCAAAGGUUCAUUCCAAAAUGCCAAAGUUUAUUGAUUGAAGGUGUGUGGUUAUCAAUGAGGAAUAACUUAUCAUGGCCCAUGGAUAAAUAAAAGAAAAUGAGCUUUCCUAUUCAGUCCGUCUCACUAUGAAACAAAGAAAUUCACACAUUCUGCAAUUGGUUACCAACAGUAGUUUAUUGAGAUUUGAGUUUGAUCAAACUGUCAUUCUCCAAAUUGAGUAAUUCUGCAACACAAUUCUGACACAUGAGAAUACAGUGACUUGAUGAAUAAUGGGAAUGAAUAGUAUCCUAAUUGUUUUGUACUUAUUCCCAAAGUAGACACCACUUAGUAACCACUGGCAGGAAUAUCAAUCCACUUCAGAUAUAUUUGACCUAAUAGAUUUUUACUUUAACUGCUGGCUCCCCAUAGAGAUGCACUCAGAGCCACUGGGGCCAAAAGGGGGUAAGCCAGUGCUCUGGCUCAGUGUCUGUGUAUCGGACAGACCACAUCAUAUUCCACUACAGGCAUCACAGGGUAGAGCGCCACCGAGGGUCACAGGGGUUUGAGGUCCUCUGAGAGCAGCCACAAAUAGACAAACGAUUGGAUAUUUUGGCGGUCCCCUAUUACCCGAUGACCUGCAGGGCUCCCCUCCACCGGCAGUCCGUUCAUACUGCUGCAAGGUAAAUGACAACUAAUAGUAUAAUUGAUUUCUCUUGGCAGGCUAUAAAGUUCUCACCAACCCAGGCCAACGGGCUGCUUUUUGCUUUGUUUUCAUUUAAUCAGCUGUGGAGUUGUGGGCUGGGUAUCCUAUGGUUUACUAAGAAGAUAAAGAGAUUGACAAUGAGCACAGGAUUGUAUCAAACAUCCAAAUAUUUUGUUCUAAAAUGUCUGUUUAUGUGCAUAUUAUUUCCCCAAUGAAAGGUAAGUUUACUUGUGUGAUUUUAGAUUGAGUUUUAACUUAUUUUUUUCCCACCAGAGCCCUCCUGAUUUAAACUCACAAAGACCACUGCAUUCUAAUUCAUAUAAUUUACAUAUUUUUGGGGGGUGAUCAUUUUCUCUGUAACUAGGCAAUUAUUUCAUUUGAUAUUGUAUUACCUAAUGAUCAUUCAAUUAGGACUAAUGGUUAUCAUUAGUCCUUGAUUAGCAAGUGAUAUAAUGAUUAUUAAAGAGACAAAUCAGCAGUUGAAACAAUGAGUGUUUUUCCCGCCUGUUUCAUGAAAACGCUGAGGGAUGGGGCUGGACAUUUUUUUACCACUUUCAAAUUCAUACAGAACUAUGAAUGCAAGGACUGGCAAUCCAUGAUAUCAACAUUAUAGUUUUAACCAUUUUUUGAGGCUGUAGUGUUUGUUAACGUUUAAUUUGUUUAAAAAAACAUUAGGAGCAAAACAAGCUUAUUAUUUUGGGUUCUGACAGGGUACGACAGUUGAACUAAGCUCAUGAGGCAUUUAUAAAAGUGAUAUUCUUCAAGGAUCAAUGGGUACAUAUCCUUAAUUUAGAAAUCCCAAAAUGGAUGUAGGAAUGUCAGGUUUCCCCUUUUAUAUCAUCGUCAUCAUCAAUUCUGCUUUAUAAUAAACAUUGAUUGUCCAUGUAUUAUUGACCUCACCAUACACUUCAUCUUGACAAUCCAUUUCCUGCUUUUUAACAUGUCAUUUUCUCCAUUACUUAGCAAAACCCACGUGAAGAUGGGAGAUUGGAACUUCCUGGGUGGGAUCUUGGAGGAAGUGCAUAUCCACUCCACCAUGGUGGGAAAGAUCUGGCUGACCAUCCUGUUCAUCUUCCGGAUGCUGGUGCUUGGCGUCGCUGCAGAGGACGUGUGGAACGACGAGCAGACCGACUUCAUCUGCAACAGCGAACAGCCAGGGUGCCGUAACGUGUGCUACGACCGAGCCUUCCCCAUCUCACUCAUCCGCUACUGGGUGCUGCAGGUCAUCUUCGUCUCCUCACCCUCUCUGGUUUACAUGGGCCACGCCAUCUACCAGCUGCGAGCUCUGGAGAAGACGCGCCACACUAACAGGGCAGCAUUGCGUCGGGAGCUGGAGGCAGUGGAGCUGAUCGAGGUGCGGAGACGCAUCGAGAGGGAGAUGAGACAGCUGGAUCUGGGGAAGCUCAACAAGGCCCCGCUGAGAGGGUCCUUGCUACAGACUUAUGUGGCCCACAUCGUCACCCGCUCUGUGGUGGAGGUGGGCUUCAUGAUGGGCCAGUACCUCCUCUACGGCCAUCGCCUGGACACUUUGUUUAAAUGCGAGAGGGAGCCGUGCCCAAAUGUGGUGGACUGCUUUGUCUCCAGGCCCACGGAAAAGACUGUCUUCAUGAUGUUCAUGCAGGGCAUCGCUGCCGUCUCCCUCUUCCUCAGCCUGUUGGAGAUCACGCACCUGAGCUACAGGAAGCUUAAGAAGGGCCUCCUGGCCUACCACCCACACCUGAAGGAUGACUACUACCGUAGCAAAUCCAAAAGAAACUCUGACGUCAAACAAGUUAACAUGGGGGGAACCUCUGGGGGCUGCAAGCCUGUUAUCCAUAGCGGACCCAGUGGGUACACACUCCUGAUAGAGAAACAGGGCAACGGACCGACGCAUUCCCUCCUCAAUGCCUCCUCUGCCUUUGUUCCUAUUCAGGUGGACCCUGGUGUCGAGCCAUGUACAGACAGUCACGAUACAGCCAGUAAGGAGGCAGUGCCAAGUCCUGAGCACAACAGCAACUCAAAGAACAUCAACCGUGAGACGACACGCUCUGCCCUUGUGGACAAGAAGAAUGAGCCAGAGGAUCUUGUCGUGCGUCCUCUACGCCACCUUGUAGAUCCUCUCACCCACCACAUGGACUUCACAGGGUCACGGGGCUCUGAGUACCCCACCCUACCCGUGCUACCCUUGAUGGAUGCCUCCUCAUGCCCGACCCUUUCGGUCAUUGCAAGAAAACCACGGAGGGUCAGUGCCCCCUGGAACUGUUCCACUGUGGUGGAAGGGAAUGGCUCAGACAGUGGGGACUCCUUCCCUGGGACGAUAACCAUGAAGCCACGCUGUAGCUUUGCUGCCAGCAGAGCCAGGGCCUUCUCUAAGCCGGACAUCAAGAGACUCAGCAGGCCCCAGAGCCAAGACUCAAUAGAACUGAGCUCAGUGUCUCAGCACAGCCGCGAUGGCAACAGCCCUCCCGUCUGCUCUCCCAACCGCCGAAUGUCACUGGCAAGUAACGGCAGCAGCAGGCGAGCUCCAGGCGACCUGCAGAUCUAAGGUUUAUUACCUUAUCUCAUCAUGUCACAAGAAACUGUUACGAUGUUGGGGCUUCAGAGUGGCGCAGCAGUCAUUACAGACCCUGGUUCAAUUCCACGCUGUAUCACAAGCCGUGAUUGGGAGUCUUAUAGGGUGGCGCACAAUUGGCCCAGCGUUGUCCGGUUUAGGGGAAGGUUUGGCUGGGGUAGGCCGUCACUGUAAAUAAGAAUUUUUUCUUAAACUUGCCUAAUUAAUUAAAGGUUAAAUAAAUAAAAAAAUAGGCUAUGCUUCAGGGUAAACUGUUACGGUGUUAGCUAAGUGUGCCCUGAAGUGUAGCCCAAGAAAUUAUAUUAUUCCAUAUAAUUGCAGUUCUUGAGACAGUGAUGUUUUUCUGUCAGUGAAGUUGAGUACACAGUAUUACCGUUAAGAUAAACUGUUCUGGGCCCAGGCCACAAUGCAUUUUGUCAGUCUGUUUUUAUGCACCAAGUUUGCACCUGUUAUUUUCAGAAGACAAAAAGCAAAGCAGAAUUUUGCAAUGGAAAACACUUAGUAAAUCUAGAUAAAAAAGACAGACAUUGUUACCAGGUCUGUUUUAGUUCGAAGGACUUUCAUUGCAUUGCGUGCAUUUAAAUGCAAGGCUCACAGCAAUGAACCAAGAGCAGUAGAAAGCAGAAUCAGAAAAUCUAUAUCCUUUAGGCUGUAAUUCGCAAUUACGUAACACAAAACUCAAUGAUAUUCAUUGGAAAGAAUGUGUUAACAAGGAAAAAGUUUCAAAGCAUGAUUUCCUCAAUAUUGUAUUUAAGGUAUUGUACUUUUAAAAAGCACAAUAACCAAGUGAAUUUGACUUUACAAUUUAAAUUAGUGGCUGGAGUUCACUAGCUACCAAUCAAAUCAGAGGACAUUUUCCCAGUGACAUAAUCUAUUUGAGUAUCAGCCCAAGACAGUUUCUUUACUCACGAUAUAGGCUUCGGGCCAACUUUAUUUAAACUAUCCAAUGAACAACAAAGCAACAGCUUAUUUCAGUUCAACUAUAAUUGAACUACUACAACAAUGUAGUCUUCGGCUAAACCAGUUACAUAAUAUUUUCAACGUGUUCUGUUUUCUUUCAGGUCGGGAUACUGCAGAUGUCCUCCAUCCUGAAAAAGCGUUGAUAUUGUGGCACAAAGCCCACUAAUCAUUUGACAAUAUAAAUUAUACAUUUUGAUUGGGACUG
Messenger RNA from Oncorhynchus keta (chum salmon), 4805 nucleotides. RefSeq names its product gap junction alpha-9 protein-like. The coding region runs from base 2030 to 3613 and encodes 527 amino acids. Lineage: Eukaryota; Metazoa; Chordata; Actinopteri; Salmoniformes; Salmonidae. The record is from RefSeq and is a predicted model, not a curated record. Gene Ontology annotation, biological process: cell communication. Gene Ontology annotation, cellular component: connexin complex. The transcript has a single exon.